This is a messenger RNA of Acaromyces ingoldii, 1762 nucleotides long. Its product is annotated as Nitrilotriacetate monooxygenase component A/pristinamycin IIA synthase subunit A. Gene Ontology annotation, molecular function: monooxygenase activity; oxidoreductase activity, acting on paired donors, with incorporation or reduction of molecular oxygen. The transcript has 8 exons. The record is from RefSeq and is a predicted model, not a curated record. Lineage: Eukaryota; Fungi; Basidiomycota; Exobasidiomycetes; Exobasidiales; Cryptobasidiaceae. The coding region runs from base 199 to 1704 and encodes 501 amino acids.
UUUUCAACGAUCUUCUCUGAUGGCUCGCGCUCGGUCUGACCUGAGAAGCGCCUGCCUGGGUCGGAUGACCGGGGUGGAGCUAGGCGAGACAAGUCACAGGCCAAAUGGAAUCUCGCUUUUCUUCCUGUUCUUCCCUGCACCAUCACGGUAUUCUCUACAGGCAGUUGAGGAACGCUCAAGGCUAACACACUGACGAGAAUGUCAAGCACCGAUACGAACCAGAAGCGCUGGGUGCUCUAUGGCUUCAUCAUGGGCUGCUCUGGCCACCAGAGCCCCGGCCUCUUCUCGGUCCCAUCGGACAAGAGCGUAUUCCACAACAAGCUCAGCUACUGGACCGAUACUGCCAAGCUGGCCGAGCGCGGCAAGCUCGAUGGCCUCUUUCUUGCAGACGUCUGGGGCGGCUACGAUGUCUACAACAAGAAUCUCAACGCGGCCCUCUCGAGUGGUGCCCAGUUCCCCGUCAUUGAUCCCCUCAUGACCAUCUCGGGUAUGGCGGCCGUGACGAAAAACCUCUCGUUUGGCAUCACGGCCACUACGUCGUACGAGCACCCAUAUGCACUGGCUAGGCGCUUCUCCACCCUGGACCACCUCACAAACGGAAGGGUCGGCUGGAACGUCGUCACGGGCUACCUCGACUCGGCCGCCCGCCAGUUUGGCAAGAGAGACCAGGAGUUGCACGCCAAGCGAUACGAGAUUGCCCAUGAAUACAUGGACGUCGUUUACAAGCUGUGGGAGUCAUCGUGGGCCGAUGACGCCGUCGUUCAAGACAUCAAAAAGCCUCUUUACACUCGUCCUGAACGUGUUCGCGACAUCAACCACAAGGGCAAGUACUUUGAGAGCGUCCCUGGUCCCCACAUCUGUGAGCCCAGCCUGCAGAGGACCCCCGUCAUUUUCCAAGCUGGAAGCUCCGGACCAGGCCUGGCUUUCGCAGGCAAGCACGCAGAAGUUAUCUUUGUCGCUGCCCACCGACCCGACGUCGCUCGCUCCCGCGUCGAGGCUGCCCGCAAUGCCGCAAAAGAGGCUGGCCGUAACCCAGCAGAACUCAAGGUGCUGGCUCUCCUGUGCCCGAUUAUCGCGGAGACGGACGAGCUCGCAGAGAAGAAGCACAAAGAGCUGUUUGCGCAUGGUAGCGACGAGGGUGCCCUUGCCCUCUUUGGCGGCUGGACAGGCAUCGACCUUGGACCCUACGGAGAGGAUGAAGAGCUGCGAAACCUGCCUGAGGGAAAUGCCAUCAAGUCGGCCGUCGAGGGAUUCGCGCGCCAGGAUCCUUCAGUGCAGAAAUGGACAAAGAGGGCCGUGGCGGAUCUGAUCAAGCUCGGUGGUCUCGGCCCAAUCGUCGUGGGAAGCCCCGCUUCGGUGGCCGACCAGCUCGAAUCGUGGAUCAAGGAUGCUGGUUGCGACGGUUUCAACUUUGCAUACGCCACUUCGCCUGGCACAUUCAUCGAAAUCGUCGAUCUGCUUGUCCCCGAGCUGCAGAAGAGGGGCCACGUCUGGCCCGACUAUGAUGCACCGGGCAAGGCGCCCGCCAACUGGCCUGGCGGCAAGAAGACCGAGGGAGCUCCCAAGGGCUACGGCGAAGACGAAGUGCUGGGCCUUACCACCCGCGAAAAGCUCUACGGAGCAGGACAGCGCCGUCUUCGUGACGACCACUACGGCUCUAAAUUCAAGUGGCACGCUGGACAGGACGCCCCCAAACUUGACUGAGCGAGGGUCCUUGUCUCCUUUUGGGAGGAAAAUUUGAAAGAAAUAUCACCAUGAAUGC